GUAAUUAUUGCCAAUGUUACUAAUGAUCAGCAGUAUGGCCACCAGACGUAAAAAUACCAAGCAAGCAUUGACAGAAGACGCAAUUGAGCUUCUGGGACAAGCGUCAAGUUCUGCGCGUCAAAUGAUGCAAAAUGUAUUUAAGUGGAGAAGUUAUCUCUCAAGCAACAAAAGAGGCCAUGGAAGCAUCUGAAUACCAAGAGACCGAUGGUAUGUUUGGUCGUAAGAUUGACAUGAUCCUCAUGGUCGAGUCAACAUCGGUUGAACUAUCAACAAACGAAUGGAAAUCAAUGCAAACUAGUGACCUAAAGCUGACACAGCAGUCUAAGAAUAUCGGGUCCAAUUGUGCCAUUUUGAAUAGGCUUCAGAUUGAUCUCGGUAAUGAUGAGCAACUUCUGGCAUUGGAUAUGACAGGGGAUGUGCGAUAUAUCUACCGACUGCAGAAAAUGGAUGAUGUUUACCUCGCUUCGCUUUUCACGUCAGUAUUUUUACCAUCUGACAUCUGCCAAAUGGAGCUUUUUGUGGAAACGAUAGUCGCUUUGUUCAAGUGGAAACACUUUAUGGUGCUGGCGGUGGUCAGGUAAGACUGUUUGAUGAUGCAAGUUUUGUUCUUUUUACUAAGUUUGAUAUAAGUUUGAGUAUAUGAAGAUAGAGUGUAAUUGUUGGCAUGAAAGAUGAAUACACCACCUUCUUUCUUAUCACAAUUGCUUCUUUAUCCUCUAUAUUUGAGACCUUAUCUGGCCCAUGUGAAAACGAUUAAAGGUACAAUUGGCAAAGAACAACAUGGACAAUAUUG
Messenger RNA from Mucor mucedo, 793 nucleotides. RefSeq lists its product as uncharacterized. NCBI's taxonomy places the organism in Eukaryota, Fungi, Mucoromycota, Mucoromycetes, Mucorales, Mucoraceae. The transcript is spliced from 4 exons. The record is from RefSeq and is a predicted model, not a curated record. Bases 132 to 581 code for a protein of 149 amino acids.